Messenger RNA from Arvicanthis niloticus (Nile rat), 3453 nucleotides. RefSeq names its product engulfment and cell motility 2 (gene Elmo2). Lineage: Eukaryota; Metazoa; Chordata; Mammalia; Rodentia; Muridae. Gene Ontology annotation, biological process: cell motility; actin filament organization. The record is from RefSeq and is a predicted model, not a curated record.
GCGGCGGGACGCGGGCGAGGAGCUGAGCCUCGGCGGUCGCCGGGCAGCUGUCUUGAAGUAGGGGCCGCUGGGAACAAUGCCGCCUCCAUCGGACAUUGUCAAAGUGGCCAUUGAGUGGCCAGGUGCUAAUGCCCAGCUCCUUGAAAUUGACCAGAAACGGCCCCUGGCAUCUAUCAUCAAGGAAGUGUGUGAUGGGUGGUCAGUGCCAAACCCGGAGUACUACACGCUCCGCUAUGCAGAUGGGCCCCAACUCUAUGUCACCGAGCAGACCCGAAGUGACAUUAAGAAUGGGACAAUCUUACAGCUGGCCAUCUCCCCGUCCCGGGCUGCACGCCAGCUGAUGGAAAGGACCCAGUCAUCUAGUAUGGAGACACGGCUGGAUGCCAUGAAGGAGCUGGCUAAGCUCUCAGCUGACGUGACCUUCGCCACUGAGUUCAUUAACAUGGAUGGCAUCGUUGUGCUGACAAGGCUCGUGGAGAGCGGAACCAAGCUCCUGUCCCACUACAGUGAGAUGCUGGCAUUCACCCUGACUGCCUUCUUAGAGCUCAUGGACCACGGCAUUGUCUCCUGGGACAUGGUUUCCAUCACCUUUAUUAAGCAGAUUGCAGGGUAUGUGAGCCAGCCCAUGGUCGAUGUGUCCAUCCUCCAGCGGUCCCUGGCCAUCCUAGAGAGCAUGGUACUGAACAGCCAGAGCCUGUACCAGAAGAUAGCGGAGGAGAUCACCGUGGGACAGCUCAUCUCCCACCUGCAGGUCUCCAACCAGGAGAUCCAGACCUACGCCAUUGCUCUGAUUAACGCGCUGUUCCUGAAGGCCCCCGAAGACAAGAGACAGGACAAGCACCUUAACCCUCUAGACCUGCCCGUCACUGACAUGGCCAACGCCUUUGCACAGAAGCACCUUCGGUCCAUAAUCCUGAAUCAUGUGAUCAGAGGGAAUCGUCCAAUCAAAACAGAGAUGGCCCAUCAGCUAUAUGUCCUUCAAGUCUUGACCUUUAACCUUCUGGAAGAAAGAAUGAUGACCAAGAUGGAUCCCAAUGACCAGGCUCAAAGAGACAUUAUAUUUGAACUAAGGAGAAUUGCAUUCGACGCAGAGUCUGACCCCAGCAGUGUCCCUGGGAGUGGGACUGAAAAGCGCAAGGCCAUGUAUACCAAGGACUAUAAAAUGCUGGGCUUCACUAACCAUAUCAACCCAGCCUUGGACUUCACCCAAACUCCUCCUGGAAUGCUGGCCCUGGACAACAUGCUGUACCUGGCCAAAGUCCACCAGGACACCUACAUCCGGAUCGUGCUGGAGAACAGUAGCCGGGAGGACAAACACGAGUGUCCGUUCGGCCGAAGUGCCAUUGAGCUCACCAAGAUGCUGUGUGAGAUCCUGCAGGUCGGGGAGCUCCCAAAUGAAGGGCGCAAUGACUACCACCCGAUGUUCUUCACCCAUGACCGGGCCUUUGAGGAGCUCUUUGGGAUCUGUAUCCAGCUGCUGAAUAAGACCUGGAAGGAGAUGAGGGCAACAGCGGAGGAUUUCAACAAGGUUAUGCAAGUUGUCCGAGAGCAGAUCACCCGGGCUCUGCCCUCUAAACCCAACUCUUUGGAUCAGUUCAAGAGUAAACUCCGUAGCCUGAGUUACUCAGAAAUUCUGCGGUUGCGCCAGUCUGAGAGGAUGAGCCAGGAUGACUUCCAGUCCCCACCGAUUGUGGAGCUUCGAGAAAAGAUCCAGCCUGAGAUCCUAGAACUGAUCAAGCAACAGCGUCUGAACCGGCUGUGUGAGGGCAGCAGCUUCCGGAAAAUCGGGAACCGUCGUAGGCAAGAGAGGUUCUGGCACUGCCGCUUGGCGCUGAACCAUAAGGUUUUACAUUAUGGUGACUUGGAUGACAACCCUCAAGGGGAGGUGACAUUCGAAUCCCUGCAGGAGAAAAUUCCUGUUGCAGACAUUAAGGCCAUCGUCACUGGGAAAGACUGUCCUCACAUGAAAGAGAAGAGUGCCCUGAAGCAGAACAAGGAGGUGUUGGAAUUGGCCUUCUCCAUCCUGUACGAUCCAGAUGAGACACUGAAUUUCAUUGCUCCUAAUAAGUAUGAGUACUGUAUCUGGAUUGACGGGCUCAGCGCCCUUCUGGGGAAGGACAUGUCCAGCGAGCUAACCAAGAGCGACUUGGACACGUUGCUGAGCAUGGAGGUGAAGCUCCGGCUUCUGGACUUGGAGAACAUUCAGAUCCCGGAGGCGCCACCUCCAGUCCCCAAGGAGCCCAGCAGCUAUGACUUCGUCUAUCACUAUGGCUGAACAGCAAAGACUGGGGCCCAGGAGAGACACAUUGGCGCCCGUGCCUUGCCCUCUACUUGUACAGACUCUGUAGUGAUUGUGGCAACUACUCCUCAAGCCCAGUGGGACCCAGAACUUCUCUCUGUCCCAUCCACCAGGAGUCAUGAAGUCAGGGCAUGCUGCCCUUCUCAGCACCACAGAGCCUGGGUUGGGCUUGAAGGAGUGAACUCGAGAUGCUCUUGCCUCCUACCCUGAGUCUGCAUCUGCAUCUGGUACUGGACUGACUGACAGCCAUCCCCUUUCCUUUCAAGCCUACUUUGUGGUUUGCUGGAGAACUGGUGUGCGCUAGAGCUGGUCCAUGAAAGGCUGCCAUGGAGACAAGAGGCCUGGGGAUGAUGAGAGCCUUGGAGUGGCUCAGGCAAGAACAGGCCUUGAGCUCUUGCUUAAUAGGUCUCUGAGGGCUCAUUCCAGCCUUAUCCUGUGCCAAGAUGCUGCUGCCUCUGGGUUUGGCCCUACCAUCUCUAGUCUCUAAAGAUGCCCAUCUCUUGUCCAUGCAGGUAUCAGGACAGGUAGUAAUUUCCCCCAAGCACUCAGCCUCAUCCUGGCCAGGCAGAGGCCCCAGCCUGAGUCCCACUCUCUUAGGCUCUAGGAAUGUUGCAGGGAAAGGCAGGCUGAGGCCUCUAGCUCACCCCGUCCAGUUCUAUCUUUUCCUUGCUGAGGAAGAAUGCCCCAUGCCCCCUUAGUUACAGGCCCUCCUGUUUGCUUCCCCUUCCCCCCAGACAGGGGGCACUGCCUUCCCUUUCUCUCCUUCCUGGCACUGUGGUUUCUGCCAUUAGCCAUGAUUUCCCAGCGGCUGUGCCACAGCUGUGCCAUGGGCCUUCACUGGUGCUGCGGCACCGGAAGCACACGCACAGCUCUCCCCGGACGCAUGUUCACACGGUGGUGUUCAGUACUGGCAGCCUGGCAUGGUGGGUACUACCUGAUGAAGAGUGUACUAUAUAUUUUCUUUACUAUAGGCCAUACUUAUACAGACAUGUAUAUAUAUUUAUAUAAGAUCUUCCUAUCCUAGGAUAGAAUGUUUAAGGGAAAAUAAAAUUGAGAGCAAAACUGUGCGCUCAGUCAUGAGCUAUGAGUGUAACCAGAGAGCAGCCAGGGGCUUCCUGUCAGUGACGUGUUUUCAAUAAAUACUCUUUCAUGUA